CACAAACACACACAGAGUCACGCAUGCAGAUACACUUAUACACAACCAAGCUAGAGAAACCAUGUCAAAGAUAAAUACUCAGCCGUGUUAUGAAGAAUCUACAGACUCUUUAUUUGUUGCCUCUUUUGGCUCUGGCAAGUUUGUUCAUCAAUAUGAGUGGAUCAGUUUCUCCUCGCCCAGUCCUGACCGGCCCUCACAUGGCCUACCUCAACUCGAGGGUGGCUUUCCAAUGUAUUGCCCCUGACUCCUCUCCACCAGUCACCUACCAGCUGAUGAUAAACGCCAGUACCCCAAUCUUCACAGGCACGGAUCUCCAAGGAGACCAACCUGCAUCAUUCUUCCUGAAGGUCGCUGCAACAUCAGAGGGGUCGUACCACUGCAAGGCAACGGCUGAAGGAAGCACAGGAGUCAGCAACAUCAUCACGCUGAGUGUUGUCAUUCCAGCAUCAAAUAUCAGAGUGGCCACUGAACCUUUCCCCCCAGUCGCAUACGAGGGGUCACGCAUCGUUCUGAAAUGCAACGUCACAAGGGGCUCCCACUUGUCCUACGUCUGGUUUUUCAACAGGAAGACAGUAACAUCUUCAACCUCUCCUCUUUUCCACCUCACUGGUAAUGAGCUGGUGAUGGAGCAAGCCACUCCAGAGCAUGCUGGGAACUACUACUGCAUGGCCUGGUCCAUGGUUCAGGACAACAGCAGGUUUUUAAGCAGCACCGAGGUCAAGGUGACAGUCAAAGCUUAUGUAUCAAAGCCAAACAUCUCCUUCACCAUCUUCAAAAAGGGAGACCGUUACCAAGGCAACAUAACCUGCUGGUCAACCAGAGGGAGCUAUCCGGUCAACUUUUCUCUCUCAGUAGAUGACAAAGAGGUGGGAUCCAUCACAGCGAACGAAUCCCUCACUGUCUGGUUCCUUGUCGCCAUGGUACCCGGGAUGGACAUGGGCGUGGCGCGCUGCUGGGUGAAAACUGAGACGCAGGAGUUGAUGAGUAAACCUGUGACUCUGGAAGUGGUCCCAGUUGGAGGUGACGUGACAGCGGAGGUGGAGUAUCUCUACAGAGCCGACUCCAAGCUUGCCGCCGCCAGGCUGAGGUGUGUGGUCGGCAGAGGAACCUUUCCUCAAAUCUCCUGGCUCCUGAACGACUCUGUCCUUCCCUUCGCGACACAUGUGGACGCGCAGUCUCAGGAUGACCUGACUCACGUUGCCCUCGCCAACCGUGGACAGACACUCGUCCUCACUAAGCUCACCUCAGAGGAGUCUGGGUAUUACCACUGCAGGGUCAGGAACAGCUAUGAUGACUCCGGGCCCUGGGUGCAGAGUGGAGAUGUGCUGGUCCGAGUCACAGACAGGAUCCUUAACUCCAUGCCUCGAGCAACAACUUCCACUGAAACACCACCAAGUAAACAGCCCAUGUUGUAUAUUGAAAUGACUCCCAUGCUGACACCACAGUACGUCAUGGCUCACUGUUCAUGUCCCUUCUCCUUCACAGAGGUUUUCAUGAACACAACAGAGAUCAUCACCAUAGCGUUCUGCGGCUUCCUUCUUCUCAUGUUGGCAGUUGGUGUGGCCUGUGUUUACAGGAUGUUCGACCACAACCAAGCUCAUGCCCACAUUGCUGCGACAAAUUCUGAUCCACUUCCUCUGACUACUCGCUCGUCCCAGUCGGGAGACACGCAGGCCGGGGUCUCCUCUGCAGACUGUGACUGUGUCCUGAGUCAGACCAUAGAGAUCACAGUAUGACACAGCAUGAAGAUCCUGCACCUCUCAAAUCAUAACAACCAUCACUUUGUGCAAAUAUUUCAUUUGAAUACUGCAACUUGUUCUAUACUGCAUUUGAUACUUUUCCUGACUUGUAAAGUUACUUGGCUUAAGACUGGUGGAAAAUUCAGAGAUUCUGUUUUUCAGCAUAACCACUGAAUAUGCUCACGUUUUUUUUGUUCCAA
Limanda limanda (common dab) is the source of this 1939-nucleotide messenger RNA. RefSeq names its product Fc receptor-like protein 5. Lineage: Eukaryota; Metazoa; Chordata; Actinopteri; Pleuronectiformes; Pleuronectidae. The record is from RefSeq and is a predicted model, not a curated record. The coding region runs from base 90 to 1736 and encodes 548 amino acids. The transcript has 10 exons.